Molecule: messenger RNA, 2446 nt
Organism: Rhododendron vialii
Lineage: Eukaryota; Viridiplantae; Streptophyta; Magnoliopsida; Ericales; Ericaceae
Product: protein SIEVE ELEMENT OCCLUSION B-like
Exons: 8
Coding region: 105-2243 (712 amino acids)
Biological process (GO): phloem development
Source: RefSeq, a predicted model, not a curated record
CACCACAAUCCAUCAACAGCCUCUCUCUCUCUCUCUCUCUCUCUCUCUCUCUCUCUCCCUCCUCUUCAAUCUUUCAACCCAAGACCUUCUUACCCUUUCCUUCCAUGGCCAGCACCACCGCAAUGGUACCCACCAGAAUGCCGCAACAGCAGAGCAGGGGCGACCGUGGCUUGUUCACGACGUCCGAUGACAACGUCAUGAUGAAGCAAAUAAUGGCCACCCACACCCCUGACGGCCGCGAAUUUGACGUCAAGCCUCUGCUCCACGUCGUCGAGGACGUCAUGCACCGUGCCACUCCCAUCGUCCCUGGCACUGCUAAUGCAAUAACACAGGCACAACUAGAGGCACUGGAUGAAAAGGCCCUCCACAGUGGGUUUAGUGACAUGCUUGAAGUUUUGGCAUACCCAAUUAAUAGAAUUGCCUGCGAGAUAUCCUGCAAGUGUUCAGGGGGCUCCGAUGCUCACGCAACCACUGUUGGCCUCUUCAACACGCUUUCAAGCUACAUGUGGGAUGCCAAGGUUGUGAUAGCCUUAGCAGCAUUUGCUGUCAACUACGGCGAAUUCUGGCUAGUGGCCCAGCUAUACCCAACCAACCCUCUCGCCAGGUCCGUGGCGCUCCUCAAGCAACUUCCGGACAUUCUGGAACGCGGAGAUUCUCUCAAACCUAGGUUUGAAGCCCUCACCACCCUCAUCAAGGCCAUGCUCGACUUGACCAAGUGCAUUGUCGAGUUCAAGGAGCUCCCGUCUCAGUACAUAACCCUUGAAACUCCGGCAUUGGUUACUGCAACUGCACAUAUUCCCACUGCAGUUUAUUGGACUUUUAGGAGCAUUGUGGCUUGUGCAUCGCAGAUCAUGAACCUCAUUGGCAUGGGGCAUGAGUACAUAUCAUCUACUACAGAGGCUUGGGAGCUUUCUAGCUUGGCCCACAAGGUCAGCAACAUACACAGCCACCUCCAGAAGCAACUGGCUCUCUGUUAUCAGCACAUUGAUGAGAAAAGACACAUCGAAGCAUAUCUGACACUUGUUCGACUCUUCGAUACACCCCACAUGGAUAACACGAAGAUCCUAAAGGCUCUGAUAUAUGGCAAGGAGGAUCAGCUGCCUCUCUGGGAUGGUCACUUAAAGAAACGGGUUAGCCUUGAUGUGCUGAGGAGGAGGAAUGUGCUGCUAUUCAUUUCAGAGCUGGACCUCGACCACAACCAAGAACUCUUCAUUCUCGACCAAAUGUACAGCGAGUCCCGACAAAACCCAUCACGGCCAGAAAGCCAAUACGAGAUCGUGUGGCUCCCGGUGGUGGACAGAUCAACCCCGUGGAGCGAAGUGAAGCAAAAGCAGUUCGAGAGUGUACAAGCACAGAUGGCGUGGUACUCUGUGUACCACCCUUCGUUGCUCGAUCCAUCUGUGAUCAAGUACAUCAAGGAAAUAUGGCACUUCAACAAGAAGCCUUUGCUCGUGGCGCUCGACCCACAAGGGAGAGUUGUGAACACCAACGCUAUCCACAUGAUGUGGAUUUGGGGGUACUUGGCUUUCCCGUUUACUACGGUGAGAGAGGAUGGUUUGUGGAAGGAUGAGAGUUGGAGGAUUGAGCUGUUGGCUGAUUCUAUUGAACCGUUGAUCUUUAAUUGGAUUAGCGAGGGGAAGUAUAUUUGCUUGUACGGAGGGGAGGACAUGGAGUGGAUACGGAGGUUCACAACAACAGCUAAAGCGGUGGCACAAGCCGCCGGUAUCCAGUUGGAGAUGUUGUACGUGGGAAAAAGCAACCCGAGGGAGAAAGUUCGAAAGAUCAACAGCACCAUCGUUGCGGAAAAACUCAGUCACAUGCUGCCAGACCUCACUCUCAUCUGGUUCUUCUGGGUCAGGCUCGAAAGCAUGUGGCAUUCCAAGACCCAACACGGUAAGUCCGUGGAGAACGACACCAUAGUGCAGGAGAUCAUGACGAUGCUGAGUUUUGACGGGAGCGAUCAGGGGUGGGCCUUGAUAAGCCGGGGGUCGACCGAGAUGGCGAAAGCCAAGGGGGACACAAUCCUGACAAGCUUGACUCGGUUCGACCAGUGGAAGCAGCGAGCUGAACAAGAGGGUUUUGUGCCAGCGCUCAACGCGAAUCUUCACGAUCUUCACACCCCACAUCACUGCAACCGUCUGAUCCUGCCCGGGGCCAACGGGGCCAUCCCUGAGAGGGUGGUUUGCGCCGAGUGUGGCCGCCCGAUGGAGAAGUUCAUCAUGUACCGCUGCUGUACCGAUUAAGAUCUUCAUACGUACAGCAGGUGUGCCUUUGGGAGGGACCUUAUAUAUUAAGGAUAAAAGACGCUCCGUUUAAGGAGAGUGAUUACUACUACUACUACUACUAUGUUCUGUAUUUGGUUAUUCGCUUCCCUUGUUUUCCUGUCUUAUGUGUGUUGUAACGAUGCUAUCAAAUAAGCUUAAUGGAAUAAAUAACUUACAGACCA